UGUCCUUUAAGAUUUUAAGUAAACACAAGCACACUACAUGUUCUUUAAAACAUGCAUUUACAAGUGCAUAUACUUGUUCACUAGCUCCUCAUAGCCAAAAAAGACUCAGCACACAAUUGGAUAUAGAUGUGAUUUGUUUUCAUAAACAGGCUUAGUUUUUUGUUUGUUUGUUUGUUUUUCAUGUCAUACCUUGACGGUUUCGACUACUGACUCUGCAGUCAUCCUCAGAUGAGUCAUGUGACAUCACGUGACUCAUCUGGGGGUGACUGCAGAUUCAGCAGUCAAAGGUGGAGGGUGGCAUUUUCAUGCACUGUAAUAAACAACUGCCACUUGAAAUUAGAGACGGACAUCGGAAUUGACAACUAAUGCUACAGAGAUAGAUCUGAAUAUUGACCAAAACAGUUUAUUCUGUAAUCUGACAUUCUGUGUUUGUACUUACAUACAGGUAUAUUUGUGUCAGCAGUGCAAGUUGUAAAUUGACUUUAAACAUCAAUGUGUUGAAGCAGCAAAGAGGACUAGUCUGAACAAAAUGUCACAGGUGGAAUAUCACAAACCGCAUGAAAUGCAUGUGAUAGUAGUGGGAGAAAUCAUAUCGGACAAAACAUCAAUAUUUAGCCUUCUGCCAGCUCAGGAGAACCCUUAGCUUGGUCAAAAAACUGUAGACUAUGUAAAACGCAGUGGUCAGGUGAGAGAUAAGAGAUUGACUAUGGUGGACACCCCAGGAUGGUGGAAGGGCUACCCUCUGAUUGACACAGCAGAGCGAAUCAAACAUAAGCUAGUGUUGAGUGUCCAACACUGCCCUCCAGGACCUCACGCUUUCAUCCUUACUGUUGAAACUGGUACAUUUACGGAGACAAACAGGAGGUCUAUAGAGGAGCACUUGGGGCUCUUUGGGGAGAACAUCUGGGGACACACCAUAGUGGUGUUCACCAAAGGAGACUCUCUGAAGGAUAAAAGCAUAGAGCAGCACAUUGAAAGUCAGGGGGAGGCUCUAAAGUGGGUAAUAGAGAAAUGUGGGAACCGAUACUGCGUCUACGACAAGCAGACUAAAGAUCAAAACCAGGUCAUCCAGCUGUUGGAACAGAUAGAGAGUGUUGUAGCGAAUAACAGUGACAGACAUUUUGAGCUUGAUGAGACAACUUUAAAAGAGGUUGAAGAGAAGAGGAAAGUUGCUAAGGUGCGAGCAAAUGCACGAAGAGAAAAGAAAGAGAAAAGAAGAGAAGAAGAGAAAAGAAAACGACUCAAAGGUCAGAUCCAGCCUCUGUCAGAAGUCAGAAUUGUUAUGUUAGGGUGGGUUACUUGUGGGAAAAGUUAUGCCAAAAAUGUCAUCCUGGACAAAAAAGAUGUUCGCCCCAGUAGAACUCAUCAAUGUGAAAAACAUGAAGGAUCAGUUGGUGACAGACAUGUCACUGUGGUGGACACUCCCGGCUGGUGGAAGUACUUCCCCGCCCAUUACACUCCUGAAUGGGUGAAGACGGAGCUCGAGCGAAGCGUGACUUUUGGUUCUAAGGCUCCCCAUGCCUUCCUGUUGGUGGUCCCAGCUGAUGUGUCGUUCCUGGAGGAACAAAGAAAGGUAAUUCAAGAGAAACAUGAAGAUCUUUGGUGAGAUGACUUGGAAACACACCUUAGUGCUUUUUACCUGGGGAGAUACUUUGGGGAACACGAGUAUCGAGGAGCACAUUGAGAGUGAAGGGGAGCCCCUCAGGUGGCUUGUGGGGAAAUGUGGGAACAGAUAUCAUGUCUUUGACAACGUGAAUGGAGGAGAUAGAUCACAAGUCCACCAGCUUCUAGAGAAGAUUGAGGAAAUGGAUGCAAGUGUUAGUUCCUGUGACGGGACCCCGAAAACCCCAGAAACGGAAGUAACAGAGAGUCACAGAAGAGAAAAGGAGGUGAGGAAAGAGAUGGUGGAGUUUCUGGACAAAGAGUGGACCAGAAGGGACAAUAAACUGGAGGAGAAGGUGAGAGCGAUGUGGCGAGAGACAAGGAGAGGAGACAGGAGCAUGGAUUACAUCCCAGACUUUUCAGUUCAGGAAAAUGAAGUAUAUUUGGAUACCAGGGGAUUGCCAAUUAAAUUUCCAUUGUUAUCAGAGAAACCAGGACAAGCAGAACAUGAACCUCCUGAACAGACUGAAAGGAACAUGCAAGAGAUGUUUAGACGGGAAUUGGCCCGACGCGAAGUUGUCAUCAUGGAGAAAUUUCAGGGCAUCAUAUCAGAGCUCAGAUUAGGAGUUGAUUUAUCUGAACCUGGUGAUCAUGAGAAGCAAGAAGCAACAGAAAAAGUGCUCAACUGGCGAACAGAAACCUCUGACCCUGGAGUUGGGUCAGAAUUAGGGGAAGAGGACAGCUUGGCAGAGUGACAAACAUAUUGAUAUUGGACUUAUGACCUGUUGCCAUGUCAGGGCCGUUUUGCCACCUCAAACGUACAUUUAUUUCUGUAAACUGAACGCCAUGUCAUCCAUUAUCCCUUACAUACUGUAUAGUACAAUAAAUUAACAUAUGACCAAGGGAUCAGGUGCAUGAAACCAUGUCUGGGGAUCAAAGUAGUCAUAAAACUUACAUAACAGAUGUUUUGUUCUGGUUAUGAUCACAAAACAAUUUUUCCUGCUACUUUGUGACGACCGGUCUAUUAAUGUUUUUAAAGUGUACAGUUGUAUUAUUGUUUAUUCAUCAAUGUUGCACAAUAUAAUUGAAUAUGAAAUGCA
Alosa sapidissima (American shad) is the source of this 2702-nucleotide messenger RNA. Its product is annotated as GTPase IMAP family member 6-like. The transcript has 6 exons. The record is from RefSeq and is a predicted model, not a curated record. NCBI's taxonomy places the organism in Eukaryota, Metazoa, Chordata, Actinopteri, Clupeiformes, Clupeidae. Bases 1590 to 2357 code for a protein of 255 amino acids. Gene Ontology annotation, molecular function: GTP binding.